Messenger RNA from Suillus subalutaceus, 1198 nucleotides. RefSeq lists its product as uncharacterized. The record is from RefSeq and is a predicted model, not a curated record. The transcript has 2 exons. Lineage: Eukaryota; Fungi; Basidiomycota; Agaricomycetes; Boletales; Suillaceae. Bases 355 to 1095 code for a protein of 246 amino acids.
AUGACGCGCGGGGUGUGUACGUGGCAGCCUGCGCUGCUGUGUGAGUGCUUUGGCGUCACGGACGCGGUUCUGGAGGUCCUUGUCGAUACCUCUGUGCUGUCAGCGCAGACUGCGGGACCUGAGUUCACGGGCACAGCGAUAGCAGACGAAUUCGCUGGUGCAAGGGCGGGAGCGACGCAAGUGGAGAGUGAGGGUUCCGGAAGUAGCAAGCGCGACGUUGCGAAUAUCGGCAUGGGGGAAGAUGAUGGGCGGGGGAUGAUGUGCUCACGUAUGAGCGUCCUGGGAUGGAUAUUUUUAAAGCAAUUUUUACAAGUGAUGAUGAGGAGAGCGACGAGGAGAAGGAUUAUAUGAACAAUGUCGAUAAGGUGGACGAGCCCCCUGCCGUCUAAACGAGGCCAGGAUGUCAAGGCACUGCCAGCGAAUGGUAUCGUGGAAGAUGUAGACCUGGCUACGUUCAAGCCUACCUUCAUACUCAGGGGAUCCAAACCGAAAGACGCGGAGAAGGAGAAAAAGAAAAACAAGAAACAGAAGAGUUCUAAGGGUGGACCGCUUGCUUUCUUUGAUAUGGACGAGGAUGGCGGAGAGUCAUUGUCGCUCACUGCCGUGCGCCAAAAACACCGAGAUUGGGAUAGCGAGAGGCCUCGGAAGAAGAAACGGAAGGAUGGAGAGGGGGAUGGACAUGAUGAUAUGUGGGUUGAAAAGCCUCCGUCGUAUAUCGUGGAAGCCCUGCCUAUCACUGAUGUGUCCUCUGAUGAAGGCAAUCAGGUUGGACAGGAAAGCGGACCUCCCGGUGCUCGUAAGAGGGCAAUCGAUUUCGUGUAUAUACAGCUUCGAAAGCUAACGUCGAUUUUGGCGUCUCUUAUAACGCUUUACCAUGAUGCAAGUAUCACCAUGGAUGUGCGGGUAAGUAACAUCUGUACUAUCGUCAUUGGAUGGGAGGGGAUGUACUCUGGAAGCUGUGGAGACAUGAACCGGACGCAUGUACGCAGUGCAGUCGAGGAAGGCGGUUAUAACUGGUUGGUUGGUUGCUACAACGGGAGCGAACUACCUCGUGUCUUGGGCGUCUCUCUGCAGCUUAAAGAAAGACACCCAUAGUCCCUCAAUCGUGCUCAACACGAUCAACCUCCCAGUAAAAUGCCACAGCUCAUCGCAAGCACCACACUCAUUCGAACUUUUCAAGGUCAUGAGGAUACCGUCA